GUCCGGCGCAACGAGCGUGCCGAUUGGGUAAAUGAGCUUUGGCGUCACCGAAUCCGGAUGUAUCUCGCGAGGUAAGAGGAACAUUUGUUUUCUUAUCACUGACGGCUCGUAAUGCAAGCCUGGCGACCAGCGAGAGACUUCAUGUAGCAGUUUAGGAAUCCAGCUUUCGUCUGUACACAAAAUCUGACUGGGAUGGUAUCAUGGACAUGGAGAAUCAUCAAGAAGGAGAGACACAGGGAGUCAAGAUUUGUGGUCCACUGAUAGAAGGCAACACACCAGCAGCAGACACCCUGGCAACCUCACUUUCGCUUUUAGGGAAUCACAUGUUUCCUGAUCUAGUGGCUAGGAAGGCUGCCCAUGAUGAGGAGCAGACACAAGAUGUUCCAGAAGAACCCCCCCAGGACACAGAAGGCUCUCAUCCUCCCCCGGCGACCGAGCCAGAAAGCGAGGAGCCCCAAGACGAUGUUGUGGACGGUGCACAAAGUGAAUCUGGAGAAUUUGUUGUCACCGUGCUGGCCAAGGCCAAGCUGGAGGAGCAAGGCUUCGGCGUGAAGGGUCGCUCGUCGCCACUGCUGGAGACUGGCAUCCAGGAAUCUCCCCCCACCGCCCACGGCGUGUCCCACCGUGACGAGGACGUGACGACAGAAAGUUGGCGGCGGCACAGGAAACACGUUUUUGUGCUGAGCGAAGCCGGAAAGCCCAUCUAUUCACGCUAUGGCAGCGAAGAAGCUCUGUCGUCUACGAUGGGCGUCAUGAUGGCGCUAGUGUCCUUUGUGCAAAGUGGAGAUAACAUCAUACGUUCCGUCUACUCAGAGGAGCACACGGUGGUCUUCCUCCAGAAAGGCCCCCUGGUGCUAGUGUGCGUGUCCAGCAGCCAGCAAUCGGAGCAGCAGCUGCGUGGGGAGCUCCUCUACGUCUACUACCAGAUCAUCAGCAUGCUCACGCAGGCCAGUAUCUCGCGCAUUUUCGAGCACAAGAAGAACUACGACCUGCGGCGGCUGCUGGCGGGUUCUGAGAAGAUCCUGGACGGCCUCCUGGACCUGGUGGACUCGGACCCCAGCUUCUUACUGGAAGCCGUGCACUGCCUGCCACUCGCCUCCUCCCUCAGGGACUCCCUUAGCCAAAUUUUGCAGAAGGCCAUCACGCCCAACCUGGUCUUCUCCAUCCUCAUUGCUAAGAAACAGCUGCUGACCGUGGUGCAGGAGAGGGCGGUCAUCGAGGACGCACGUUUGGAUCCUGCUGACGUCCACCUGCUGCUCAACCUGAUCGGCGCCUCCUCCGCCUUCCAGGCCGGCGAGAUCUGGACACCCAUCUGCCUGCCGCUCUUCAACCCCGACUGUUACUUCUAUGCGUACAUCUCUUACUUGGACCCGCCCGAGUGCACCGUGUGCCUGCUGCUGCUCUCCACUGACAAAGAGGCCUUCUACGCCGUGGCUGAGUGCAAGCGGCGCAUCGAGGAGGCUAUGAUGGCGCAGGGCUCGUUGGGCCUCAUCGCCAAGGUGCAGUCAUACAGCGUGAGCCAGGUGGGCGUCGCCGACCUCAGGCACUUCAUGUACAAGCCCUUCGACGUGCCCGACAACCACCGCCAGCUCACACAGUUCACCAGCCCCGAGAUGGAGGCCCCAUACCACAACGAGGAGGAGAAAAUGAGGCUGCUGGACCUUUACCGUUCCAUGCACAGCCGCAUCCACAGCAGCUCUCGACCGCUCAAGCUCAUCUACCACGUGGCCGAGAGGGAAACUCUGCUAGCAUGGGUGACAAGUAAGUUCGAGCUGUACACGUGCUUCAGUCCACUGGUGACCAAGGCGUGCGCCAUCACAGUCAUCACCAAGCUCCUCCGCUGGAUCAAGAAGGAGGAGGAGCGUCUCUUUAUCAGGUACCCGCCCAAGUACUCCACCACGCCUAACCCCGCGAAGAGCUUGCGGGGGGCCAAGGCGGAGCCGACGGACUCUGCUGACAACGGCUUCCUGUCCCUGCUAUGAGGGGACCCAUCAAACGCUACAUUUUGACACUUGCCAGCGGGGGACGCAAAAGCAAGCGGUAGGAACACCUUUUAAUUUUCAGCCGGAAGCGGCGAUGGACAGCGAUAUUUAAGUGGUUUUACUUAGUUUUAUCAAACAAUGAAUGUAUUGCAUGGGAGACUUCUUUAACAGGAUUAUUAUGCAAGUGGAGAUGGACAAACGAGAACAUCCUUGCAAUAAAACCUCAGAGCCCCAAAAACGUUUACCCCACAAUUGCUCAUAAGAUAGAAUGAUAAUAAUAAUAAACUGUUGUUUGUUUGUCAUCAGUUUAGUACAGCCCUUAGAGGACUCAAGAGAGAAUUUGGGUCACAUAGAAUAUUAUAUUACGAGAAUAAAAAGUCAUAUCGUUAGCCCAGUUGCAUAGUUGUCUCAGUCAUAUUUGAACGUUUUCAGAAAACAGGACAAAAACACAACGAAUUCAACAAGAAGAGUCCAGUUGCCUCGAUUCAACCUUUGCAGAUUACCAGGCCCUGGAUAACUGACAUUAAGAAAAAAAAGUUUAGCAAGUCCAUCUAUAUUUUUUAUUGAUGAUGUGUCAGUAAGUUAGAAAUGACUUACGCAAUUAUGUAAGUCGGCUAACGAUACGUUUUCCAGGUAAGUUGUACUUUUGUCCUGUAUGUUGUAUUUGUUUCUAUAUAUUUUUUGUGUUUUUUUUCAAAAUUUCUUUUUUUGUGUUGGAAGUUUGAAUCUUACGAGAAUAAAGUCGUAUAUUUUCAAGAUAAAGUCAUAUUUUUUCAGGAUAAAAUGCUUUAUUUUAGGGGGACAAUAAGUGGUGUUCUUUCAGGGAAAAAGUCACUAACUUACAAGUGGUCAUAUUUUUUCAAGAAUAAAGUAAUUUUUUUUAAGAUAAAAUGUUCUAUUUUUUAUAGCUAAAACAUUGUUUUUGCAGAGCGAAAAAGUUUUCUUUUUUCAUGAAUGAUUUUUCGCCAAAAUAUGAAUUUUUUCAUGAAAAAUAGAACAUAUUAAAGUAAAUUUCCAUUAUUCUAAGAUGAAGACUUUUUUUCUCCCUUAAAAAAAUACACUCAUAAGAUUACAACUUUUUAUUCAAGGAAAUUGAUGCCCUUGUUAAAUUUCAAAUUUAAUAUAAUAGGAAUAAAAUAAGCUUGUAUUCUCAUAGAACUACGACAUUUUUCUCAGAACACUUUUUCAUGAAAAAUAAAUACGACUAUUCGCAUGCAAAUUUUUUUUUUUCUCUGAAAAAUAUUCCUUCUCACAAAAUACAUCUUGGAAGAUGCAUCAUUUCGACUUUUCGAAAACUGCUUAUAAUAUUCUCGUGAUAUAAUUAUUUUACAGUGUGGCCUUAAUACUCCUUUGUAGUGCAAAAAUAAAAUAUUCCAAACAGGAAAUAUUUAUCUGUUACAACUCACCGUAUUUAAGUGUUUUCAUCAGCAGGACUUGAAACUAUUUAUCAUUGUAAUGUGCUUGGGUAGAGAAUUCCUGAACCGUUUUCUAUGUCACGUUUCUUAAAGAUGCUCUUUAUACAGCAGCCUCAUCAUUCAUGUGUUGUUGAUGUCACUUUAAAUAGUCUGAGUCUACGCCUAUGAUAGUAUUAAGAAAUCCCCCGCCCCAGGUAGCACAAGUACGUAAGUGUUGAAUGUGCAGGGUGGGUUUGUUGUCACUAUUUGCAGUUCUACAACCACACCAAUAAAAAUAUUGUUAAAUUAAUACUAAAA
Phycodurus eques (leafy seadragon) is the source of this 3694-nucleotide messenger RNA. RefSeq names its product MON1 secretory trafficking family member Bb (gene mon1bb). Lineage: Eukaryota; Metazoa; Chordata; Actinopteri; Syngnathiformes; Syngnathidae. The transcript has 6 exons. The coding region runs from base 201 to 1982 and encodes 593 amino acids. Gene Ontology annotation, biological process: protein targeting to vacuole; vesicle-mediated transport. The record is from RefSeq and is a predicted model, not a curated record.